Pelodiscus sinensis (Chinese soft-shelled turtle) is the source of this 810-nucleotide messenger RNA. Lineage: Eukaryota; Metazoa; Chordata; Testudines; Trionychidae. The record is from RefSeq and is a predicted model, not a curated record.
AUGCUCUCCCCACCCGGCAGGGCGGCAUUUCCCAGCCUAGGCCAGUUCAGCCUUGUUUACGUCUGUUCCCUUCCUCCCCCAGAGCACCAGCAUGUCCGCUACAACCCUCUGCGAGACGACUGGGUGCUGGUGUCUGCCCACCGGAUGAGGCGCCCCUGGCAGGGACAGGUUGAGAAACCCCCGCAAGAGGACAUCCCGCGCUGUGACCUGUCCAACCCCCUGUGCCCCGGAGCAACGCGAGCCAGCGGGGAGGUGAAUCCGCCGUAUGAGAGCACGUUUGUCUUCGACAACGACUUCCCAGCACUGCAGCCGGAUGCUCCAGAGCCUGACGCCUGCGGCCACCCCUUGUUCCGAGCUGCAUCUGCCCGAGGAAUAUUUGAGAACAAAGGGGCCAUGAUGGGCUGCUCCAACCCUCACCCGCACUGCCAGGUCUGGGCCAGCAGCUUCCUGCCCAACGAAGCCCAGCUGGAGGAGCGGAGGCAGCUGCAGGCAGGGCAGGCGGCUGGGCAGCACCUCAGCACGGCGCGCUGUCCCCCGCAGGAGCGGCUGGUGGUGGAGAACGCCGACUGGCUGGUGGUGGUGCCCUACUGGGCCGUGUGGCCUUUCCAGACGCUGCUCCUGCCCCGCCGUCACGUCUGCCGCCUCCAGGAGCUCAGCGACCAGGAGAGGGACAGUCUGGCGUCCAUCAUGAAAAGGCUGCUCACCAAGUACGACAAUCUCUUCGAGGUCUCCUUCCCCUACUCCAUGGGCUGGCACGGUUACUUUCUAAAUGCUCAGGGUUUAUCUAGGAAAUUGGAGUACCGUAUUUGA